Messenger RNA from Melampsora larici-populina 98AG31, 750 nucleotides. RefSeq lists its product as uncharacterized. The transcript has 5 exons. The record is from RefSeq and is a predicted model, not a curated record. Bases 1 to 750 code for a protein of 249 amino acids. Lineage: Eukaryota; Fungi; Basidiomycota; Pucciniomycetes; Pucciniales; Melampsoraceae.
AUGCUGGGCCUCGCCGGCGAUAUAUUGGCUGAUUCGGAAACAAGAGCCGGAAAUCCGUCGGCUGACAUUUUCGAUGGAUAUUGCAUGAAAACCAAACAUGCUCCGAUCAGUGACACUCAAAUCAAUUUAUACCUUGAAAGUACUCUACAGCUUAACUUUAUGCAAUCGGAAUACGAACCCUGUGUAGUUGAAACGGUAAAGUCCUUACGACUAUUCUUCCUAUUGCGCGGCUCUGCGGAUAAAACCUCGCUGUCUACCAAGGUAGUACUAGGACGUCCUGAAAACAAUGCAGUCAUUGAUAUAGCACCCUCGAAUGCGAUCUCGUUGUCCUAUCACCGCGCAACCAGAGGUUCAAUAAAAGGUUCAAUCUGCGGACCAGACGUUCGUGAUGUGGGGCCGUUCGUACGAACACACGAUCCAAUGCAAACUUGCAUUCGGUACUGGAGUCUGUCAACCACAUCAGCUCAAAUUGAAAAGUUCCCUGUCCGAAACGCCGUCUUCAAGGCAGACCAAGAGCACAGCUAUAUCUGGUCGAUAAGUAUCAUCGCAGCGGUGUUGCAGUUAUCAUGCGGUCGGAUGAGUCUGCUGGAUGGAUCUUGUCUGAGUUCGGCAGUUACUUCGGCCUUACAGACGUCUUCAAUGAGGUGGAUCGUGUGUGUCGCUGAAGAAACCGCCCUGCUAUCAUCCAGACGCUUCGGAUAUCCAAGAGAAGUUUUCGCAACGGAGCUCCGUGCAAAGGAUGAUCACUGA